Molecule: messenger RNA, 936 nt
Organism: Rhinocladiella mackenziei CBS 650.93
Lineage: Eukaryota; Fungi; Ascomycota; Eurotiomycetes; Chaetothyriales; Herpotrichiellaceae
Exons: 1
Coding region: 1-936 (311 amino acids)
Source: RefSeq, a predicted model, not a curated record
AUGUCCAAGAUCCUUGCGGUCUUUGGCGCUACCGGCCAACAAGGCGGUUCAGUCAUUGACCAUGUGCUGAACGACCCAGAGCUCUCCCAAAAGUACAAGAUCCGUGCCAUCACCCGCGAUGUCAGUUCGGAGAAGGCCAAGCUACUCAAGGAGAAGGUCGAAGUCGUUCAGGGUGAUGUGCUCAACCGAGCCUCCCUCGAGACAGCUUUGACCGGCGCGCACACCGUCUUUGCCAUGACACCACCUUCAUCCGGACGACCCGACGGCUUGGAGGUCGAGUACAAUAGUGGCAAGAUGAUUGCCGACGUCGCCGUCGAAAAAGGUGUCGAGUACAUCAUCUUCAGCACUCUGCCGCCCGUCAGAGAGAUCUCUGGCGGCAAGUACACCAAGGUCACCCCCUUCGACGCCAAGGCAAAAGCUGAGCAGUACAUUCGACGCCUUCCCAUCAAGAGCGCCUUCUACUCACCGGGAUCAUUCAUGGAGAAUUUCCAGUCCCAGGCCUUCUUGGCUCCACGCCAGGUUUCUGAUGGUACAUGGGUUAUGGCCCGCCAUACUUCUCCCAAGGCCCAGAUGCCCUUGAUCAACGUUGUCGGGGACACAGGCAAGUUCAUUGGCGCCAUCCUCGCCGAGCCCGACAAGUAUGAAGGCAAGACGUUCUGCGCCGCCACAGCACUAUACAGCUUGGAGGAGAUAGCCGCCCUUAUGUCCAAAGCCACAGGCAAGACCAUCGUCUACAAGCAGAUCCCACUUGAGGACUUCAAGAAGAGCUUACCGUUUGGGGUUGACUUCUUCGUUGAAGCGUUCAGCUACGGAGAGGAGUUCGGCUACUACGGCCCAGAUACUGAGAAGUUGGUAGCUUGGGCCGCUAGGAACGCCCGAGGCCGACUUUCCACUCUUGAAGAGUACUUGAAGGCAUAUCCUCUUCAACUCGCAUAA